Messenger RNA from Didymodactylos carnosus, 1371 nucleotides. The record is from the annotation of a GenBank genome assembly. NCBI's taxonomy places the organism in Eukaryota, Metazoa, Rotifera, Eurotatoria, Philodinida, Philodinidae.
AUGGUCCCAAGUCUCUAUUACAAAGGACCAAGAGAUUAUUUAUUACAAAAAGCCUACUAUUCUAUAUCGCCUAAAACAUGUUUAUUCGAAAGAAAAAUUGAUUAUAAACGUAUAUUAUUAAAUUUAGAAUAUCAAAAUAAUCAAAUACAAUUUAAAAUAUUUGUACUUGACUGUGAUUCUAUUAGUCAAAUUCGAGAAAAAAUAUAUAUAUCAUUAAAAUAUAAUUAUGAUGUAUUUCGAAAUAUUUUAUUAAAUGAUAUAACAUUAGUGAUUUCAACAAAAGAUGAUGGAAAAGAAAUUAUACGUUUAGAUGAUUAUUAUGUUGGUUAUAAAACACAGCAAUAUUCAUUUAAUAAUGCCACACCAAUUAUUUCAAAAAGCGAUUAUAAUACGGAUGAUAGUGCGUCAACCAUUGAUCCAACAAGUGCAUGUACAUUAACGUUUAACAGAUCAUUAUCACCUCUAGAUCAAACGUCAAAUGAUAAGAAUAUGAGAAUACAAAUGUUAAGUGAUGUGGUAUUACCAAUUUUAUCACAAAAUUCAGCAACAAAUCUUUUAUUCGAAGUUAUAAUUAAUAGUCGAUCAUUAGAUGUUUUAAACAUAAAUGAUGAUGAUUAUCGUCCUUCAAGAAAGAGUACUCUAACGAAAAAAUGGUCACAACAAUCAAAUCUUACCGAUAUUACCACAAUUAAUUGUCGUCUAACACUCAAAAAUACUAUAAUGACACAGGAAUCAUUACAGACACCUACUUCAGAUACUUUAAGUUCAAUAACUAAUUCAACAACACCCGUAUUAAAAUGGCACCAUUUAAUUUUUUCGGAAAAGAAUGAUACCGAUACUUCUGAUCAACAAUUACUUCUUCUAAAUCAAUUACAAUUUUCAAAAGCAAAAUUUCAACUUACAUGGACCGAUUUUCUUAAAAAACUUCUUUUAACAAACAACGAUUUAUUUCACAGAAUGCAAACAGAAUUAAGCAAAAAUCAAAAAUGGCAAUCAAAUGAACAUAUCAACGUUUUCAUUCGAGUGAUAGCCAGUUGUCUACGUAACUACGAAAGAAUUUUUGACGUUGAAUAUGAUAAAAUUCUCUCCUCGUGUCUAUUGAUGUUUGCAGAUGGUUUAGAAUACAUUGCUGACAUAAUAUCGAUGUCAGAAUAUGAUCCUAUUUGUGUAUUAUUAUUCUCUGAUGAUCGACUGUUGUGCAAGGAUUUAUGUAAAACGUUUAUCGACAAUCAUAAAGUAAUUGAGCAAGAAGGAAAGAUGUUCAUUAAAGAAGACAAAGUUCAAAUACAAAAACAUAACAUGGAUGAAAUAACAACAAUGGCUUUAUUUAAAGUAUUCAACACAUAUGAAGUUAAUGCCGAAGAAGUAUGA